GAUUGGCUGUGUAUUGAUGGGGGCAAACUCUGGUCAUGACUCACUUGCCUAUGGUUCAAGGAAGCUUGUCUGUCUGCUGAAACAUAACUGAAAACACUGAGUGAUGGGAGCGGGGAAAAGCAAGAACUCCCAGAGGUGCCUCCUGCAGCUGGAACCAGACCUGGCUAGAGUUUGCCAACUCUCUUGAUUUCAUAUAUGACCCAGCCCUGGAUUUGAAUCCAGCUCAGGAGGGGAAAGGUUGCAUGAUGGAAUCCAGAUUUUCCCAAGAUAAGUUGCACCUUUUGGAUCAGUAUCGCUGAAGUUGUCUUCUGUUUGCUCAACACUAAAUCGAGUCCCUUGACAAGUCUGCUCAAAAAACAUAUAAAAUGGAUCUCAAAGAAAGCUGCCCGAGUGUUAGCAUUCCUAGCUCUGAUGAACACAGAGAGAAGAAAAAGAGGUUUACUGUUUACAAAGUGUUGGUCUCAGUUGGCAGAAAUGAAUGGUUUGUCUUCAGGCGAUAUGCUGAGUUUGAUAAACUCUACAAUACGCUAAAGAAGCAAUUUCCCACUAUGAACCUUAAAAUUCCAGCUAAAAGAAUAUUUGGUGAUAAUUUUGAUCCAGACUUUAUUAAACAGAGAAGAGCAGGCCUAAAUGAAUUCAUUCAGAAUUUAGUUAGACAGCCAGAGCUAUGCAACCACCCAGAUGUCAGAGCAUUUCUUCAGAUGGACAAUCCAAAGCAUCAGUCAGAUCCAUCUGAAGAUGAGGAUGACAGGACCAGUCGGAAGCAGCUAAACUCUACCUCACAGAAUAUCAACCUGGGACCAUCUGGAAAUCCUCAUGCUAAACCAACAGACUUUGACUUCUUGAAAGUUAUUGGGAAAGGAAGCUUUGGCAAGGUUCUUCUUGCAAAGCGAAAACUGGAUGGGAAAUAUUAUGCUGUCAAAGUGCUGCAAAAAAAGGUUGUUCUCAACAGGAAAGAGCAAAAGCAUAUUAUGGCUGAACGUAAUGUGUUGUUGAAAAAUGUGAAGCAUCCAUUUUUGGUUGGAUUACAUUACUCAUUUCAAACAACAGAAAAGCUUUAUUUUGUUCUGGAUUUUGUUAAUGGAGGAGAGCUAUUCUUUCAUUUACAAAGAGAACGUUCCUUUCCUGAACACAGAGCCAGAUUUUAUGCUGCUGAAAUAGCCAGUGCUUUGGGCUAUUUGCACUCUAUCAAUAUUGUAUACAGGGAUUUGAAACCAGAAAACAUUCUCUUAGACUCACUGGGACAUGUUGUUUUAACAGAUUUUGGGCUCUGUAAAGAAGGGAUUGCUACUUCUGACACCACUGCAACUUUUUGCGGGACACCAGAAUAUCUUGCCCCUGAAGUGAUCAGAAAGCAGCCGUAUGACAACACAGUAGACUGGUGGUGCCUUGGGGCAGUUCUUUAUGAAAUGCUUUAUGGGUUGCCACCUUUUUACUGCCGUGAUGUUGCUGAGAUGUAUGAAAAUAUUCUUCACAAACCCUUAAAUUUGCGCCCAGGAAUCAGUCUGACAGCCUGGUCUAUUUUAGAAGACCUCUUGGAGAAGGACCGACAAAAUAGACUUGGAGCAAGAGAAGACUUUCUUGAAAUUCAAAGGCAUCCUUUCUUUGAAUCUCUCAGCUGGACUGACCUUCUUCAGAAAAAGAUUCCCCCACCAUUUAAUCCUAAUGUGCGCUGCAAGUAUAACUGCAGUGCCACUGAAGAUCAUGUAGUCUCUCUAGAUCACACUUCCCCUAAUUACAGGUUGGCCCAGAUGAUAUCAGGAAUUUUGAUGCAGUAUUUACAGAAGAAAUGGUUCCGUAUUCGGUUUGCAUCUCCUCGGACUAUCAUUUUGUAAAUGCCAGUGUACUGGAAGCAGAUGAUGCAUUUGUCGGAUUUUCUUAUGCACCACCUUCUGAAGACUUGUUUUCUUAGGAGGUUAGGAAUCGGUAAAUGCCUCACAAAUACAGAUCAUAAGAUGAACGAAAAUGUUAGGGCGUAAACAUAUUCCAAAAUAUGUGUACCCUAGUGCCUCAUUUUAUAUGUAGGGUUAAAACUUAGGAACAGAUUUGCUCUGCUGUAUAUGAGAAAAUUGGGCAUUUUGAAUGGCUUUCUUUAGGAUGUAAACUGUUACUCCAGCUGCAUAGUAUAUUUUAAAAAAGUUCUUUAGAAGCUGUUCCUUACAUUGAUCUGUUUUUAAGCAAGAACACUGACUGACUGUUUUCCUCCAGGUUUACAUUUAAUGCCUCUCCAGGAUUUGGCUGUCUUUAGUAGCAGCAAACUUAGCACACUUAUAAAUGCCUUUGUAAUUAUUUACAGUGACUUAUGUGCUUGAAUUGUAACUAUGCAACUGUCUUUUGUACAUCAUUUGUUGAAAAAAGAUAAAUGUUUUCCAUGUUUCAUCAAUUUUUUUAAAAUGCAAGUUCAUUACUUGACAGCACUUACCUUAAAUUUUAAUUCCUCAUUUAACUGCAAGGAUUCCUACAGAAUGAAAAGUUGCUCACUUAAGACUUCUUUAUCACCUUACUUAUAUUCAUCAUUACCUUACUGUGGAAGUAAUACAUUUUGAGGUGUAAAGGACUGUUCACAAAACAGGCUGGCACAAACUAACCCUAAAGGUUUGGGAACAUUACUAAUUGCACUGUCUAUAACUCACCUUUUCUAUGGUGAAACAUCUUAUUGACAAAUUUAUCAGCAUUAAAAAAAUAUUCUUGGUUAAAAAAAAAUAUUUUUUCCAAAGAUUUGUUGGGCAAUAAUUUAUUGCUACCUUUUGAAGGCAAUCUUGCUUAUGCCCUAUAGAAGGGAAAUAAAUGGUGCCAAAAAUUAGGUUUGUUUAAUUUCUUGUAUGUAUUUGAAAUACUAAUAUAUUCCAAAUUAAUUGUACCAAUAUUCAUAGUUGUUUUGUCUUUCUCUAUUUUAAUAUGUACCAACUCUUGGAUCUUCACUUGAUACUUGGGGGAAAAUAGCUAUUAAACUACCUUUUCAAUUAUUUCAGUAAUGUGAAAAUAUAUAUGCUGUACAUGGUGUGUGCUGCUUGUGACAUACACACACACAAAUGAAAUGCUAACGCUGACCAACUUGUUUGAGACUUUAAAAAACAAAACAAAACACAUGGAGCACAACUUGGAAUCUGAUUCCAGUUGUAAUGUAGUUUCCUAUAAUAUUGUUUUGUGAUCUAUGUUAUCUGUAUAUAACAAGUUGUUUUUGUCUGCCACUAAAUGUGUGGUUUUAUUCACAAAUGCAUUUCAGUGUCUCAGUAACUUAGUUAUAAAUUAAUGCUUUUCAAUGGAAAUGACAAGCCAUACUUGGAGUUUAUCAUCAGAGACACUUGAAAUGCUUGUUGUUUAGAGGUGACACAAGUUGCAUUUUUAACAAAACAUGAGCCAA
Messenger RNA from Alligator sinensis (Chinese alligator), 3364 nucleotides. Its product is annotated as serine/threonine-protein kinase Sgk3. Gene Ontology annotation, biological process: protein phosphorylation. The record is from RefSeq and is a predicted model, not a curated record. Gene Ontology annotation, molecular function: ATP binding; protein serine/threonine kinase activity; phosphatidylinositol binding. The coding region runs from base 366 to 1835 and encodes 489 amino acids. The transcript is spliced from 19 exons. Lineage: Eukaryota; Metazoa; Chordata; Crocodylia; Alligatoridae.